This is a messenger RNA of Herpailurus yagouaroundi (jaguarundi), 1485 nucleotides long. RefSeq names its product A disintegrin and metalloproteinase with thrombospondin motifs 7-like. Gene Ontology annotation, biological process: proteolysis; extracellular matrix organization. Bases 220 to 1407 code for a protein of 395 amino acids. The record is from RefSeq and is a predicted model, not a curated record. The transcript is spliced from 9 exons. Gene Ontology annotation, molecular function: metalloendopeptidase activity. Gene Ontology annotation, cellular component: extracellular matrix. NCBI's taxonomy places the organism in Eukaryota, Metazoa, Chordata, Mammalia, Carnivora, Felidae.
CCCGCCCCGCCCCUCCGAGGCCUCCCUGAUGGCUCUCUCAGGCUGUCCCCCUUGCCCUGUCCCCUGUUCCAUCUCUGCAGCCGGGGGUGGGGCCUGUGCUUGGACGAUGCUCCCACCAAGGAUGUCAUCGACUUCCCUUCGGUGCCGCCCGGGGUCCUCUACGACGUGGGCCACCAGUGCCGCCUCCAGUAUGGGGCCUAUUCGGCCUUCUGUGAGGACAUGGACAAUGUGUGCCACACACUCUGGUGCUCCGUGGGGACCACCUGUCACUCCAAGCUGGAUGCAGCUGUGGACGGCACCAGGUGUGGGGAGAGCAAGUGGUGUCUGAACGGGGAGUGUGUUCCUGUCGGCUUCCGGCCUGAGGCUGUGGACGGCGGCUGGUCGGGCUGGAGCCCCUGGUCCGUCUGCUCGCGGAGCUGUGGUGUGGGCGUGCAGAGUGCUGAACGGCGGUGCACACAGCCUGUGCCCAAGUACAAGGGCAAGUACUGUGUGGGCGAGCGGAAGCGCUUCCGUCUGUGCAACCUGCAGGCCUGCCCCCCCGGCCGCCCCUCGUUCCGCCACGUCCAGUGCAGCCACUUUGACGCCAUGCUCUACAAGGGCCAGCUACACACCUGGGUGCCGGUGCUCAACGACGCCAGCCCCUGUGAGCUGCACUGCCGGCCUUCGAGCGAGUACUUUGCUGAGAAGCUCAGGGACGCUGUGGUGGAUGGCACCCCCUGCCACCAGGGCCGGCCCGGCCACGACCUCUGCAUCAACGGCAUCUGCAAGAACGUGGGCUGUGACUUCGAGAUUGACUCGGGUGCUGUCGAGGACCGCUGUGGCGUGUGCCACGGCAAUGGCUCCACCUGCCACACCGUGAGCGGGACCUUCGAGGAGUCUGAGGGCCUGGGGUACGUGGACGUGGGGCUGAUCCCGGCUGGCGCCCGUGAGAUCCGCAUCGAGGAGGUGGCUGAGGCCGCCAACUUCCUGGCCCUGCGGAGCGAGGACCCUCACAAGUACUUCCUCAACGGGGGCUGGACCAUCCAGUGGGGCGGGGACUACCCGGUGGCAGGCACCACCUUCACGUACGCGCGCACAGGCAACUGGGAGAACCUCACGGCCCCCGGCCCCACCGACGAGCCCGUCUGGAUCCAGCUGCUCUUCCAGGAGAGCAACCCCGGGGUGCGCUACGAGUACACCAUCCACAGGGAGGAGGAUGGCCACGGCCACGGCCAGCCGCCCGAGUUUUCCUGGAGCCACGGGCCCUGGAGCCAGUGCACGGUCACCUGUGGUACAGGUAUGCAGAGGCAGACUGUGCACUGUACCGAGCGACAGGUGGGGCCCGUGGACGAGAGACACUGUGACCCCCUGGUCCGGCCUGAUGACCGCCAGAGGCAGUGCAGCGAGGAGCCGUGCCCUGCCCGGUGAGCCCGCCCUGACCGCUCCUGGCCCUGCCACAGACCCCACAUCCUGGGCCCACAGGAGGGGCUGAGGGAGUGGGGCUAA